AUGGUUAGAAAACUAGGACCUAGAUUUCAUCGGAUAGGUUCAUUAUACCCAUAUAAAGUUACUGGAGAAAAAAAAUUACUUAGCCUUAAUUUCGAGACAAUAUCUCCUAAAGAUAGUAACUCUUCUACAAGUAGUAGUAACUCUUCAACUAUUCCCAACUCCCCUACCGAUUCGGCAACAAUUGUCGGUUCACCUAUAUCAACUAGAGCUAGUUCUCCUUUCGAAAUAGAAUUUAGCGAUACAAAAUCACAAGAUUAUUUUUCUGAAUUUACAACACUAUUUUCGAAAUCCUCAUCCACGAGCGUUUCAUCGGAAUCAGCCGAAAGUUCAAUCUCGACUCCGGAUCAUUAUUCGACCAGCUCUGACUUGUCAACGCCAUGUAAUAGCAAAUACAAUCUAUCAUCUAUUAGUCUUCAUAAGACCUGUAAUAAUCAAGUCACCAAGAGAAAAUCCUCAAAAAAUAGUACACGUAAAUUGAAAUAUGAGCAAAUUAUUACAUUUAAUGAUAAUGCUAGACUAAACGAUGUGAUAUCAGAAGAACCAUUUACAAAUUCGGAGAUAGUUCCAAAUGUUAAAUCGGAUCAUACAUAUGUAGAAGAAAAUGUUGGGUUAAUAGAUCCUUCAAUAUAUAUUCAGGAACAAAAUCCGGUCCAAGUGGUUGGAGAUCCUAACUUAUGGGAAGUACACCCGCCGUAUUUCACGUAUGAUAAUUAUAAUUCACCGAAUGGUCCACUCAAGGAUGGUGGAUCGGGUGAUGUGUUUUUGACGGAUUGGAUUGGCCAAGAUUUCAUUCUAGAUUCUUAG
Rhizophagus irregularis DAOM 181602=DAOM 197198 is the source of this 804-nucleotide messenger RNA. RefSeq lists its product as uncharacterized. NCBI's taxonomy places the organism in Eukaryota, Fungi, Glomeromycota, Glomeromycetes, Glomerales, Glomeraceae. The record is from RefSeq and is a predicted model, not a curated record.